GAAAGUGCGUGAGGAAUUAGGCUCUGAUUGCGGCUACACAGUGCUCGUUCAGGAAGCAUUAUAUAUAUAAAGUCAGCACUAAUAGUAGAACCUGUAGCCCACUUGUAGGAAACAUUUCGUAGAAAGAGUUUGAAUCUCGUCAGUUUGACGCAGACAAAUCCAAGAUAAGAUCCCAACGUCGGAAGUUUAAAUAGAGAAUUCAGUGCAGAUAUUGACGACGCUUGUCAAUACACAAGCCGAACCUGCUUUUUUCUUCUGCGGCUGUGAGAUCCCGAACAAAAAACUAACGACGAAAGGGUCAUAGAUUCGAAUUGGCGCUGUUUCUAACAUUUAUUACAUUAUGCGUAGGCUAAGCUCCAAAUGUUGCAGUGGUGAGACGACUGGACAAUGUCAUCUGGCUCGCGCAGGAGGACACAAAGAAACAUAAUUGAACAUCUCUCAGCAAUGUAAACUGCAUUAUUGGCAUUUCCUUUCCAGUGAUGAAGCAUAGACAAAUUAAGACCUGGCUUAUCCACAUCCUCCAGGAGCGACCAAAGACAUUCCAACGUGUCACUACCGAUCUCAUCAUCCACAUCGCACGGUUCUUGAUAGAGUGAUCACUGACAUUCUACCUGUAUUCUUUCACUACUGGGUGCAUUGUGACAGAUGGCGUCAAUGGAGAGAGCUAGAUAAAUCACGUUGGGCAUGUAAGGGUCUUUACUGUGAUUCAGAGCUGCCAUUGUGGGUAAAAUACAUUUGUGGUUUAUAUACAUUUUGCAGUAUUAUUUAUUACACGGUUGACCUGCAAACUGGAGUUGAAAAUAUCUAAAAAUUCUACAGAUUUUGUAAAUAAUUGUAGGUUUCUCUUAUAUACAUUGUAGUAGCACAGAUCAUGGCGACACUUGAGCAUACUGUUUUGCAAAGUUUAAAGUGUCCCGUUUGUUUUGGUUUGCUGAACGAUCCAAAACAACUUUCAUGUUCACACACAUUUUGUCAAAAAUGUAUUCAAGGUAUUCUAGCAUUCUCUGUACAGAGGAAUACUUUAUUAUGUCCAAUAUGUAGAAACAGAACAAAUGUCACAGAUGGUGAUGUUGCAAAUCUUAAAACUAAUAUACCUGUUAAGUCACUUGUUGAUGACGUCAGGAAUAGUAAACAGCUCUGUGACGUGUGUGAAGAGCAAUCAAGAGCCACACAAUUCUGUUGCGAAUGUGGUAAGAAUAUGUGUAACGCAUGUCUGCAAGAUCAUAACAACUGGAAACCACAUCUCAAGCAUAAAGUAGUGAGCGUUGAAGAAAUCAGGAAGGGUAGGGUAGUCUUAAAGAAGAAGGUUUACUGUAAAGAAGAAGUGCACACAUCAGAUGAAUGUGAAUGCUCUGAUGUCUGCACGACAUGUAAGAAGCUCAUUUGUAUGAGAUGUCGCAUGCUCUACCACGAGAAAAAAGGCCACGAUGUGGAAGAUUUAAGAGAGUACAAUUCGUCUUUCAAAAAGAGCUCUGAAUUACUUCAGGGUCAAGGAAAGACAAAAGCUACAGCAGUCAAGAAUCAUAUGACGUGUAAUGAUAACCAAAUCAAACGUGUUCAUGAUCACAUUAAUGCUGAAAAUGUGAAGCUUGACAAGCUUUGUGAAGAUGCUAUCAAGAAAAUAAAAGAGAGGAAUGCUACCUUGAAAAUGCAACUAGAUGAUCAGAGAGAAGAAUUAUGCAAGAGUUUAAAUAAUAUGAAAAUUGAUGAUGAGAGGUUGGUUAAGAGUAUUGAGAGUGCGAGUGAUUUGCUGAGUAAUACUUUGAAAGCCCCACUAGAAGGAGAUGUUGUAGCAAUUCGUGAUUCAUUGUAUGGAGAAUUGAAAAAUGUAUUACUUAGGGAAAAUCCAAAGAAGAAGGUUGCUACUGAUGUAGGUGAUCAUGCAGAGGAACUGACGUUUACACCGAGCUGCGAUCCUGAUACAUUGUCAAUGGGGGAAUUGAGGUUUGUGAAUUGCGAGCCUGCGAAAUGCAAUGUAUUACUCUCAAAGAAAGAUAGUAUGAAUGGCAUGACGGCUUCAAAGAAUGGUAUGAUGGCUGUUGGUUAUAGCAUUGGAGGGAUUGAUAUAUUCUCUGUUGAUGGUCAGCUGCAGAAAACAGUCAUUAAAGAUGUAUCGAUACGUAAAAUAGGAUUCCUCUCUGAUAGUCGAUAUGUUGUACUUGAUACACAUAAUAAGAUAUCACUGUACACAUCAGAUGAAGAGAAGCAGGAUGUAACAUUCGAUACUCUAGGUAAGAGUGAAGGUGGGACAUGUGGUCUCACUGUAGACAGCAAUGAUCUGAUCUAUGUUAGCUACAGGAAAGCUAAGAAGAUCCAGGUAUUCUCACCAUCAAGUGGGAAGGCUAUCAGGGUGAUACCAUGCGAUGGGUAUGAACCUGCACAAAUCACAAGUUAUGGUGAUUCAUUGAUCGUUAUCCAGUUUUAUAAUGCGAUAAUACGCAUUGACAAAAAGGGUAAUAUAAUGCACAAAUUAAGGAAACCUCUGGAAUUUCACCUCUUUGCUGCUGUGGGUAAAGACAAUACAAUCCUGAUUGCCUCUGUAAGAUACGAGGAAGGUCUGCUCAAUAUCGAUGAGUACACCGGUGAGCUGAAACACAUCAAGACCCUUAUCUCUGAAUACAAGAUUGAGAAACCUAAAAGAAACUGGUAUUACAUUCGCCAGUUCCAGUCCGGGGAGAUAGCUUUCUGUACACCGAAUAGGCUCUAUAUAUUCAAUCUAGUGACUAAUAAAGUUACCUCGUAAGAACAUGGUGUCCGAAGUGUUUAAGAGUCAAAUCUUUUUUUACUAAUAACAAAUUAUUUAAUUCACCAGUUUCAACAUUAAUCUUGGUAGUCCAUUACUGCCAAAUCAAGAAAUUUUAUUCAUUCCAUUCGACAAAAACAAUCACGUAAUAGAAUAGUAAAAAAAAAAAUUACAUGAUAUACAACGAUAAAAAAUCAUUGGUAUUUAUUACAUACAGAGGAAAGUAAUACAAUUAGACAUGAGACGCUGCAAAAAUUAAAC
This is a messenger RNA of Lytechinus pictus (painted urchin), 3004 nucleotides long. Its product is annotated as E3 ubiquitin-protein ligase TRIM33-like. Bases 872 to 2743 code for a protein of 623 amino acids. Gene Ontology annotation, molecular function: ubiquitin protein ligase activity; zinc ion binding. Lineage: Eukaryota; Metazoa; Echinodermata; Echinoidea; Temnopleuroida; Toxopneustidae. Gene Ontology annotation, biological process: protein monoubiquitination. The record is from RefSeq and is a predicted model, not a curated record. The transcript has 4 exons.